Trachemys scripta elegans is the source of this 3089-nucleotide messenger RNA. RefSeq names its product adhesion G protein-coupled receptor E3-like. NCBI's taxonomy places the organism in Eukaryota, Metazoa, Chordata, Testudines, Emydidae. The transcript is spliced from 21 exons. Gene Ontology annotation, cellular component: membrane. Gene Ontology annotation, molecular function: calcium ion binding; G protein-coupled receptor activity. The coding region runs from base 406 to 2793 and encodes 795 amino acids. The record is from RefSeq and is a predicted model, not a curated record. Gene Ontology annotation, biological process: cell surface receptor signaling pathway; adenylate cyclase-activating G protein-coupled receptor signaling pathway.
GUUAACCCUGUUACUACCUGGAGCAGGACUGAUGUUCUGUCUGCGUCUCCAAGACUACAGCUGCAGACAAGAGCUAUAAUCACAGCUGAGACUUGGACAGCACCAUCUCACGCAUAGGGAGCCGCACUGUGAUCUGGAUGAAGAUCUGUUCUUCUGUUUGGUUUUUGUUAAGAAGAGCUACUGCUCAGAAAGUGACUUCGGCAUUACAGCUGCACCACCUUAGACGACUACUUACAGCAAGACUCAUUAACAACCCCAGUGACACUGACAUCUCUGAUCAUUAUGUUAGCAACCAACCACUCAGUAUGGGCACCUCUUAAAUUUUACUGAAUGCAGGAUUAAAAAGGAGGUUGCAAAGCUCAGAAUCCUCAGAACUCGACCUGCCCUGACAGCGUCUGAGCCACCAUGGGAACCCGAGGUGACGUGUAUCCAUUGGGGCUCUGCAUCGCCCUGUGCCUGGGGGGCACCAUGGCCCAGAAUCAUGGUGUACAAGGUACCACUGAGGACUGUAACAACCAUGUGCUAUGCCCAGCAAACGCCAAGUGUGUGAACAACGCCCACUGCACCUGCCUGGAUGGAUACCAGUCACAUGGGAAUCGCUUCUUCAAUGACACAACGGAGAUCUGUGACGACAUUAACGAGUGUCUGGGGCCGAGCCCGCCAGACUGUGGACGCAACGCACACUGCACCAACAGGGCUGGGAGUUACUACUGCACCUGCAUCGAUGGCUACGAGUCCAGCUCUGGGAAAGCCAACUUCACGAACGCGAGUGAGAACACCUGCCAGGACAUUGACGAGUGCCAGCGAAACGCCACAAUCUGUGAGCCCCACGGGAACUGCAUCAACAUGCCAGGGAGUUACAUGUGUAAAUGCAGUGGGGGAUUUCGGAAGAGUCAAAAGGAUACGUCUAAGAUCUGCACAGACAUCGACGAGUGCCACAAGAACCCAGGUAUCUGUGGCCCCAAGGCCACGUGUAUCAACACCUACGGAAGCUACUGGUGUGAGUGCUGGGCCGGAUACGUCCCCUCCAAUGGGAACACGACCCUGUGCGAAGUCCCCAGCAUUAACUCCAGCGCUGAGUUCGAGGGAAUCAAAGCGACGUGCAGGAAUUUCUCUCUGCAGGGAAAGUGGAGCGGCAGAAGCAGCAGUUUUUGCUCUUUCUUUAAUUCGACCUUAAACAUUUUGAUGUCCACGUGCAGAGACGGGAGUGCUGUGUUAUCACUGGAGGAAGCAACUCUCGGUUUCAAUGACCUCCUGAACAGCACCUCCCUCUGGGAUGGUGGAGACAAGAGGGACCUGGGGUUGGCCCUGACAGUCCUGCUGCAGAGCGUGGAACUGGCCGCGUUGGCCACUGCGCUCCGGUCUCCAGAGAUAACCACACAGAACAUGACGACAGAGUCUAUGGCUGUCCAGACGCGGCUCGUCACAGGGAACUGCAGCCGGGACAGUGAGGUCUUCACGCUGAGAGCUCACGAGGAGACGAUGGUCGUGCACUGUGAUACAGUCACCAGGGCAGCCACACAAGCAGGUUUGGGGGCUGCUGCUUUUAUUUCCUACUCCAACCUGGACUCCAUCAUCAGUGCGAGACGUCUCAGCGAGGGAAAUCUACCGGCUGGUGGGAAGCUGGAGAAGAGUCAUCUCAACUCCAGGGUGGUGAGUGGGGCCGUCGGAGACGGGAGACCCAUUCACCUCUCCAGACCCGCAAACUUCACCCUGCGCCACAGACAGGCCAAAAGAGAGGACGAAGAGGCUCUCUGCGUCUACUGGAAAGUAGAGGCCGAAAGCGGCAGUUGGUCUCCAGAUGGCUGCACAGCCGUGCACACGAACAGCACUCACACCACCUGCAGCUGUGACCAUCUCUCCAGCUUCGCCAUCCUAAUGGCUCCCACCACAGUGACGAAGAGUUACCCACUGACCAUCAUCACCUACGUGGGACUGACCCUCUCCCUGCUGUGCCUCUUCCUCGCCAUCCUCACCUUCCUCCUGUGCCGCUCCAUCCGCAACGUCAGCACCUCCCUCCACCUGCAGCUCUGCCUCUGCCUCCUCCUGGCCGACCUGCUCUUCCUCGCUGCCGUGACCCACCCCAGCAUUCCAUCCUUAUGUCACAGUCUCUCUGUGGCGUGUGCUGUCAUUGCUGGGCUCCUACACUACCUCUUCCUGGCCUGCUUCAGCUGGAUGUUCCUGGAGGGGCUGUUUCUCUUCCUCACCGUCAGGAACCUGAAGGUCGUGAAUUACACCAGCACCAGCCGGUUCAAGAAGAGAUUCAUGUACCCGUUCGGCUACGGAUUCCCAGCCCUGGUGGUGGCUAUUUCUGCAGCGGUGAAUCCUGACGGCUACGGAACUUCCAAACACUGCUGGCUCAGCCUGGACAGAGGCUUUCGUUGGAGCUUCCUGGGUCCAGUCUGUGCCAUAAUCCUGAUAAAUAUAACGUUCUUUGCCCUGACCCUGUGGAUCCUGAGAAACAGUCUCUCCUCCCUCAAUGCAGAUGUGUCCACCCUCAGAGACCACAGGUUACUGACCUUUAAAGCCAUCGCCCAGCUCUUCAUUCUGGGCUGCACAUGGAGCCUUGGUCUCCUCCAAGUCGGCCCAGCAGCCACGGUCAUGGCGUAUUUUUUCACCAUCAUCAACAGCCUGCAGGGAGCCGUCAUCUUCCUGGUGCACUGUCUCCUCAAUCGCCAGGUGAGAGAGGAGUACAGGAGAUGGAUCAAGGGAUUCCAAACGUCCAGCACAAAAUCUCAGACAUACGAUCUAUCCAUGUCUGCUGUCCCCACCACCAGCACCAAGACGGACUAACCCUUCUGCCAGGCGGAGUCGGCAGCCACCAGGGCCGGGUUCAAUACCUAGGGGUUCCAAUACAAAACCGAACCGGCUGGAGCCCCCUGUGACGUUGCACUUCAUAUGCUUUAUGGAAAUAUGCUCAUGAAUAUGAUAUAACUGGAAUAUACUUUACUCUAAACACCCCUUGCAUUGUGUCUUUAGAAAGUUUGUAAUCUACUAAGUGUGUUCAUCCUAUUUGUUUGCAUGUAUUAUUGCUGUAUUCGGAGUUAGGAGAAUAAGAUAUAAACCUGUAUCACUGAUGAAAAACAUAU